Fonsecaea erecta is the source of this 2382-nucleotide messenger RNA. RefSeq lists its product as hypothetical. The coding region runs from base 1 to 2382 and encodes 793 amino acids. The transcript has 2 exons. Gene Ontology annotation, biological process: cytoplasm to vacuole targeting by the Cvt pathway; autophagy; intra-Golgi vesicle-mediated transport. Lineage: Eukaryota; Fungi; Ascomycota; Eurotiomycetes; Chaetothyriales; Herpotrichiellaceae. The record is from RefSeq and is a predicted model, not a curated record. Gene Ontology annotation, cellular component: cis-Golgi network; membrane; COG complex.
AUGGCCUCGGAAGGAGGAGAAAAUCUGAAGAGCGAGCAAGAUGCCACUCUAGCACAACUCGAAAGUGCAGGGACAGAACUCGAGCUGUUCCAGCUGUCUGGGGACAUAGACGAUGUCCUGUUGGACGCCAGCCUCGACGAAUAUCAGCAGUAUCUUGACCAACUCGACGCCGCCAGCGCUCACCUCGAUGCCCUCCUCGCCUCCACCGCCGCGACCCUCGAUGAGCUGUCUUCCAUCUCGGCAUCCUUCAAAUCUGUCAGUGCUCAAACAAAGUCCUUCCAGGCCCAGUCGGCCUCCAUUCUGGAAGAACAACGCAAGAGUGAAAUCGUCGCGCACCAGAUCGCCGAGAAUUUGCGAUACUAUGAACCGCUCGAACGCAUUACCCGUCGUCUCAACGCACCGCAGGCAGGCAGCUUCGUCGGCACCAAGGACUUUUCGGACAUGCUGGUCACCCUGGACGAAUGCAUCGACUACAUGCAGACGCACCCGUCCCACAAGGAAGCAGAAUCCUACCGGUCACGUUACAGGCUCCUGCUGACUCGAGCAUUGACAUUGGUGCGCAACACCUUCAUGGCGGCGGUGCGGGAGACGACUACUGAAGUUGCUGGUCGCAUUGCAGCGAAGCAGCUCAACGACACCACGAUGUCCGCGCUUCUCUACACAAAGUUCCGGGUGGGAGCCGCCGAGAUGAAGGAGCUCGGUCUGGAAAUCCAGAAGCGCGCCAACCCGCCGGCAGACGCAGAGCCCGGCACUGAGGGGGAAUACCAAAGCCUCAUGAACGAGUUGCACUCCAGCUUCGCCGCCUGUAGGGGGAGAUUGAUCCUGCCCAUCGUGCAGAAGCGCCUCACGGAGACGGCUCAGGUGCCCAGUUCCAAGGACUUGGUGCAGUUUGCACGGGCCAGUAUCGGCUACAUUCGGGGUAUAUGUCUCGAUGAGUUUGAGCUGUGGUCGGAGUGGUUCCAUGGCUACCACGGACUGUACGACUUCCUCGAGUCCAUUUGCGAACCGCUGUAUGAUCAUCUCCGGCCUCGGAUCAUUCACGAGAACAAGCUCUCCAAGCUUUGCUCCCUGGUCACACUGCUUCAAACCCGCUACCUUCACGACGAGGAAGAAGACGGCCCGACCGACCUGAACCAGCUGGAUUUCUCUGCGCUCAUCCAACCGGCUCUGGAAGACGCACAAACUCGCCUUGUUUUCCGCGCUCUGGCCAUCCUUCGUGAGGAAAUCGAAAUGUUCAGACCCAAGCCCGAAGACCUGGACUACCCCCGGCUCACCUCCGCGCCGCCCAUGUCGGCCACCGCUCCGCUGUCCGGACGCCGCUCCUCCCGCGAUGCUUUGACGCCACUGCCCAAAACCCCGACCACCAACGAUCUUGACGAUGAUUCCGGCGAGGAGGGUUCCUUCAGUUGGACACUCGCCGCGUCGCGGCGGUCCGCUCUAAAACACUGCUAUCCCACACUCUCAAGAUCUCUGCGCCUCCUCUCGCGAAUCUACCGCCUGGUCAACUCCUCCGUGUUUGACGACUUGGCACACCAAAUUGUGCACCAGACCACCCUAUCUCUCGUGACCGCGUCUCAGCAAAUAUCUACCAAGUCCUCACCAGUCGACGGUCGACUUUUUCUGCUCAAACACCUCUUACUUUUAAAGUCGCAGAUCGUGGCGUUCGACAUCGAAUACGUGACCCCAGACGUGAGCUUUGACUUUUCGGGCGUCGCAUCCACGUUCUGGGAACUCCGUGAACGAGGUGGCCUCUUCAACCCUGCGAGUUGGAUGAAGCUGUUCAGCUCUGGCGGACUGCUGCCCCGGGUGGUGGAGAACAUGAUGGACGCCAAAGUCGAACUUGACGGCCAGUUGAGGACGGCCAUCAAUGAAUUCACAGCAGGUUUCGCCGCGGACAUGUGCAAAGAUCUUCCCAAGGACCUGGAAAAGACGGGGUCCCGGAAAGGUGACCGGGAGAGCAUGUUGGCUGAGGCGGUGGAGAAGACCCGGAUGAGGAUCGAGAAGGAGAUCCCCAUCCUCCGAGCCAAACUGGAACAGUACCUGGAUGACCACCGCACGAGAGAGACCCUGGUCGCCGCGGUCGAGGACCAGGUGGUGCAGAUUUACGAGGCAUUCUUCGACGCGUACACCUCCCAACCACCCGGAAAGGCUGGGACACGGGAUGGGAGGGUCAAUGGUGCCGCGGCGACGGUGACCACGCCCAUCUCGCGCAAAGGAAAGAGCCCGGAGAAUGCAGUGUGGGAUCUCGACACGUUUGCCGAAUGGGCGGAAGGGCUGUUUAACGUCGCGUUGCCCAACGUCGAGGAAGAAGAGGAGGAGGAUGUGGAUGGUGAUGGCAGCCGUGUCGCUUCGAGGAGCUUUUCGAGGAGCGGUAGCCUUUAG